Messenger RNA from Astyanax mexicanus (Mexican tetra), 2506 nucleotides. It is a transcript of the gene fitm2, whose product is annotated as fat storage inducing transmembrane protein 2. Gene Ontology annotation, cellular component: endoplasmic reticulum membrane. Lineage: Eukaryota; Metazoa; Chordata; Actinopteri; Characiformes; Acestrorhamphidae. The record is from RefSeq and is a predicted model, not a curated record. Gene Ontology annotation, biological process: lipid droplet organization; phospholipid biosynthetic process; lipid storage. Bases 111 to 890 code for a protein of 259 amino acids. The transcript is spliced from 2 exons.
GCGGAAACCGGAAUUAAGCCGGUCAUGCUCUCUGUCAGACUGGCUCCCAUUCAGUCGAUGAUCUCCACCUCCAGCUUUUUCUCCACAGUCUUCUACUACAGGCUAAAAACAUGGCAGCGUGUUUAGGCAGUGUGGUGCAGCUCCUGGUAUCGUUUUGGAAGCCGAAUAUUAGAAUAAUCCGCCAGUUUUUACCAUUUUUCUUCUUUGGAGUUUCUCUAACUGGAUCAAUACUGAAGGAAUUGGACGUUGUCCCGCAGACGUACUUCAGCAGCAGCAGAAAUCUCUUAAACCUGUAUUUUGUAAAGAUCUCUUGGGGCUGGAACCUGGUUCUGCUGCUCCCGUUUCUGUUCCUCUCCAACUCCUACAACAGAACCCAUAUCUAUGUGUUGAAGCGUCUCACAGCUCUGGUGGUGGCGACGGCGAUCUGGUACAUCUGCACCGAGACGUUUUUCUACAUCGAGGACAUCACAGGGACGUGUUACGGGCAGUCUGAGUCCGUGCAGGUCGUUCGUGAAGAGUUCAGCACGAAGGCGGAGUGCAGGAGAGCCGGGUUAAUGUGGGACGGCUUUGAUAUAUCGGGUCAUUCGUUCAUUCUGGCCUAUUCUACGUUCCUUAUCGUCGAAGAGAUGGUUCCCAUGCUGCACCUGGUGCAGCACAAUCAGAAGAGGACAGCUGUGCUGGAUGCUCUGUAUGUGGCGCUCAAUGCUAUCGUGGUUAUUUGGGUAUGGAUGUUUGCCUGCACUUCUGUGUACUUCCACGAAACCAUUCACAAGAUCCUGGGAACUGGGUGUGCUGUGCUGGGAUGGUAUCUGACCUACAAGGCCUGGUACCUGAACCCGUUUUCUCCGGGGUUACCGCCGCACCACAGCGACCACAAACAACACGAAUAGGACUGAGAGCUUUACACCCACUUGUGCAGCGGAGGAACAAACUGACACUAAACUACGACACAAACUUUAACCUGGUUCACACCGUACGUCAGUCCAUCCAUCCAUCUGUCCGUGUGUCCUUUUUAUAGGCUGUUGUUUGUACUGCCGGGAUUUGUGCGCUUGUCUCUCGGAGGUUUUCAGCAGCUGCAGGUCCAAAAUUGACUCUGAUUGUAAUCUGAGAGAAAUGCUACAUGUGGUAUGCUCGUCUAAGCGUCCACACUACCUAUCUAAUCCUUUUUGCUGCCUUCUGUACGUCGGUGGUUUUAAUUGAGCUGAGUACAAGUGUGCUGCUUUAUCUACGACUACAUGUAGAUACGCUCUAGUUCACUUAUAGAAUCAGAGAGAAUCAUUUUUAUUCUUUUAUUGUAAAAUUAAAUGCUGUGUUAAGUUAUGACUCUUAUUUUUUUAUUUUUUGUCCCUUCAUUCAUCAUUCAGUUAUUGGCAUACCUGUUAUAUUUUGUUUUAAUAUAAAUUUAGAUCCAUGGCAUCAGUAUUCACACAGCAGAAUGUUAUUUAAAAAUUUUAUUGGAUAUGUUUUUUUUUAACAGAUAAGUGUAAAUAUUUGACUGAUAUUUAAAAUUGAAAAUUGAUAUUUGAUCUGUGAUCUUGAUUUGAUUGGUUUUCUGCUGACCACAUUGUAUUUAAUAUAAUAAAUUUGUAACCCUAAAAAAACUAAUAUACUUAUUUCUCUGCAAUGCUUAAUAACUUAGGUAUUUUUUUUCUCUGCCGUGUCAACUCAGCUUAGGCUAGAUUUUAUGUUUUUUUUUAAGAAAUAAGUAAAUAAAUAUAUAUAUAAGUAAAGAGUUUAUUAAGGGACCUGACAUGCUUGUAUUUUGAAUGUAUAGAGCUCAUAAAGGGCUCUAAAGUUCUCAGUUAUUAUUUUAAUAACCAUCAAAAAGGUUAUAACAAAGAGCAACAUUUGACUUACUGGCUGAAAUAAAAAGAAAAUCUCUUUUUCUUUAAUAGAUUCCUUUCUAAAUGUUUUUGAUCAAAUGAUUUCAACAAAUUUUGCUGCAUUUCUAUUUGUCCAUUUAUAAUAAAAUUCCAAUACAAUGUAAAGAACAACUUGCAGAUAUUAAGUGCAAAAAUGGCAAUACAAGGUACAGCAUUUUUUUGUGCUGCAGGAAAGGUCCAAAUAUGAUGUUUUUACUUUUGGGGGUGUUAAAGCUUAAUUUUCAUUCUAUAUUAAUAAAAUGUAUAUUUAUUAAAAAUUGCACACAGCUUUUACCAUUAUAAUUGAAGCUAUUGUUAAACAGUGCUUGUCUGCCUGUUUGCCCCUGUUCCUCUGAAAUGCUGAUUGUUCUUAUACAGGAUUUAAAAGGACUUAAGUGCCAGGAUGUUUGGCUGCUUGAAAACACUAAUAUUCCUCUGAUACGUGUUGCCAUAUCUCAUGCCAAACAUUUCGGCGCUUGAAUGACUGUACUGUGUGUACUCAUAUCUUGUAUGUAUUGAUAUGUUGAUAAUAUGCACUGUGUUCCCUGUUUUUGAUCAUUAUCUUUUAGGGAUAGUUCAUUUUUGUUCUAUUUUAAGUCAUAUGAUAUUUGAAUAUGUCGAGAAUUAAAAAUGAAGUCCAAUAA